AUGGCAGCGGAGCCGUCAUCUCCACCAGUCAAUGAGGCCAAAGAAAGGCCAGGCGCAUCAUGGAAAAAGAAGGAAGAGCAUGUCGUACCCAAAAACCGACUGAGCAUUGUCUUCUUUGGCUUGAUGUGCACGGUAUUCUUGGCAGCUUUAGAUCAAGCUAUCGUAGCCACCGCCUUGCCCACAAUCGUAGCUGAACUUGGAGGGGGCAAGAACUACAGUUGGGUGGGAAGCGCAUACAUGUUGGCGUGCGCCUCUUUGGGCCCGCUAUACGGCAAACUAUCCGACAUUUUAGGCAAGUGCCCUCGAGUGCCAUGGACCGUUGCUUGGGAAUUAAUGGCCGGGAUCCGCAGGCCGCAAACCCGUGCUAUAUGGAUGUAUCCUCGUAUUUUUACACUCUGUGGCGCAGCUCAGAAUAUGACAUGGUUGGUUAUCUCUCGUGCUGUCCAAGGAAUUGGCGGUGGGGGUAUCAUGCAACUCGUACAGAUCACUAUAUCCGACAUUGUUUCAUUGCAAGAGCGAGGCAAGUAUGGUGGCCUCGUUGGCGCCACUUGGGGAAUAUCAAGUGUUAUCGGACCGUUGAUCGGCGGUGUUUUCACCGACCAUGUAUCUUGGAGGUGGUGCUUCUGGAUUAAUUUACCGACUGGCGGAUUGGCUGGGGCACUUCUGUUCUUCUUCUUGAAUUUAAAUCCCCAUCAAGGAAGGCCAUUGCGCGAGCAUAUUCGGGAAUUUGAUUUCGUUGGCCUUUUCGCGAUCAUCAUAGGUGUCAUUUGUCUGCUUAUAGGUCUCAACUCGAGCGAAACGACGUGGCAGAGCGCCAAAACCAUUGCACUCCUUGCUGUGGGAGGCACGUUGCUCAUCAUCGGUGGCAUUAAUGAGAUCUUCACGAAGCGGUCUCCCAUUAUUCCCCCUCGGCUUUUCAAGGCGAACACGUACAACGGGCUUGACAUUAGUUUCUGUCUUCUUGCACGCUCUGCAAUUAUCUAUGACUACUCCAGCUACCUCCCGAUGUAUUACCAAGUUCUUGGAGCAUCAGCAACGAGUUCUGGCGUCAAUUCGGUCAUGGCAAUUGCCUCUGGAAUCGUUGUGAGUCGCACAGGGUCCUACCGGCCUAUCAUGUGGUUCGGAUGGACUGUCAUGACACUUGGUUGUGGCCUCAUGAUCAUGCUGGAUAAUACGGCCACCCCUGCAGAGAAUGAGAUCUACCCCGUUAUCACUGCCCUUGGUAUUGGCUGCUUGUUCCAAACCCCGCUUAUCGCCAUACAGGCAGCCAUGCCUAUCAAGGAUAUGGCCACCAGUACAGGCGCUUUGAUAUUCCUCCGUACCAUUGGGAGUGCUGUAGGCAUCACGAUCGGGGAAGCUGUCAUUUCCAAUGUUCUCCAGCAGAAACUACGGGGCAUCCAAGGCCUCACAAUCGAUACCUCUGCUGCGGCUUUGAAUGAUAGCAUCAGGCAGAUUUCUUCCAUAUCUAACCCAACAGUGCGUAAUGAGGUUAUGCAUGCUUACUCGCGGUCUAUCAGCACAAUUUGGUUGGUCAUCACGCCGCUAUCCGCGUUUGGUCUCUUGCUAGUUCUCUUUAUUCGCAACUACACGCUCGAGCGCACGAUCAUCCGCAGCGGAGAGAAGAAGCUAGGAGAUGCUGAGAAGGGUGCUGAGAUAGCGAAAGUUGCAGAAAACCCACAAGUCAUGGAGUUGAAGACUUUGGAGUACCAAACCUCGCUUGAUGACGCCGCUGAAUCAACAGACUCGGUGCAUGAUAUUAGCAAGCAGAAGACGGAAGCAUAG
Messenger RNA from Suillus clintonianus, 1782 nucleotides. Its product is annotated as MFS general substrate transporter. The coding region runs from base 1 to 1782 and encodes 593 amino acids. Gene Ontology annotation, molecular function: transmembrane transporter activity. Gene Ontology annotation, biological process: transmembrane transport. The transcript has 19 exons. NCBI's taxonomy places the organism in Eukaryota, Fungi, Basidiomycota, Agaricomycetes, Boletales, Suillaceae. The record is from RefSeq and is a predicted model, not a curated record.